Dreissena polymorpha is the source of this 6802-nucleotide messenger RNA. RefSeq lists its product as uncharacterized. The transcript is spliced from 18 exons. Lineage: Eukaryota; Metazoa; Mollusca; Bivalvia; Myida; Dreissenidae. The record is from RefSeq and is a predicted model, not a curated record. Bases 3018 to 4862 code for a protein of 614 amino acids.
UUUACUGUAAUACUACUCCAACAAAGUGUACGGGAAUCGAAUCGUAUAUGUUUACAUUUUCAUUGAUAUCGGCUUCAUUAUAUUAUUGAUUAGGCAUAUGCAUCCAAGAAUCUCAACCGGUAUUGUUCAACAAAAGAUCUACCUGGCUCCAACACGAAUCAGAAAAGCUGGUAUCAAUAUGUGCAUUUGCAUUGUACACUUUCUGAAAAGUUUUUUGAGUAUACAGACAACAGAAGACAUUGAAAAAGAUAACUUCCACAAGGCAUUUUUCAUAUUGAAGGUGUUUGGACAUGGCAUUGCACCAUUUGUUGAACAGAAUAGUAUCGAUCUUCAUCGUCAUAUCUACAGUAAUGUAAAAAAGAAACUACGAAUUAAAUCAUUACCUCAGUGUGGCAAAUGUUCAGUGAAAGAGGUUAUAAAGAAAAGAAAACGCUGUCCAAACAAUAUUUGUCACAUAGUUUACAAUGAGAUUAUAAACCAUAUGACUCCUGAAUGGGCGAACAAAACAAAUAAUCACAUGAAUACGGAUUCUACAAAGUGGCAUAGCAGUCCUUUGAACAUUGCAAGGUGUUUCGCAAAAUGUCCAGUGGCCGAAGAACUCGAUUCGCAAGCAUAUAUAAACAUAAUGCGCAAUUGUACAUUCUUCAGUUUGUCUACAGACGGAUUAACGAAGAUAAAUAAAACACGAAACUAUCUGAGGCGAAACAAAACUUUCCGGCUUUCUUCGAUUGAAUUUAACUCACUGGCAAUCCUUAUGAUUGUUGAACUACAAAAUAUUUCUGGACGUUCUCAAGGAUAUUCACAAAUUCAUCGUCAAAUUGCAACCAUUGAAGAUGUAUGAUACGUUGCUCUUUUUACUUUUACACCGAUGCAUUUGCAUUAUUGAAUUCAAAUACGUGAAUAAUAUGUCGCUUAGAUGUUUCAUGCAUUAAAUUGCUGUAUCAACCAAAACUGUUUUUGUCUAACUCAACAGGUACGGCGCCAACGCUGUAAAGAUUAUCAAAGAAUGUAUUUCGUCUGGAUUGUUAUGAUUGCUUUGUUUUUUAUUCCAAUAACUAUUAACUUGAUAGCUGAAACAUCAAUGUAAUAUGAAAUUCACUUAGAGGAGUAUUGAUAAUUCACGUGACUUGGGUUUGCAAGCAAAACCAUUUGGAAUUGUAAUGUUGUGUGGAUGGACAUUGCCAAAGCCACGAAACCAUGAUUGAUAACUGUCGUUGCUUGUAAUAUUGGAUUGUAAGAACGAUUUAUUGAUUUAUUAUAUUAUUAAUUUGUGCGAAGACGCUGAAAGGUUACGAAUAGAUUUUGGGAUGAAUCACACAAGUAAACUUUUGUUUGCAUGUUUCUGUUUAAGUGUAAAUGUCAUUGCAUUAUCCGUCGUUGUUUAUAGCGUUGUAUGAUUAUAUAAGCAUUUUCAAAAUAUAGUCUCAUUAAUAGUAUUAACUGUGUUUAUAAAUAUACGCUUUGCGCACAUCGCCAAUAUUAUCUUUGUUUCUAUUAUGUUAAAGCACAUAUCAUAUGAAAGUUCAAACAGUGUACAUUGUAUUUAUUUCAACUGCUUGGUUAUGAUCCAUUUGUAAAUUUCUAGCUCAUAUGUAAUAUACGACCUUAGUGAAGGGACUUGAACAGCAUUCGAUAAUUAAUAUUGAUUUAUAAACGUAGUAAACUAAUGUGUGCGUCCAAAGGAAAAACUUUGUCUAUUAAUUAUUUCGGAAUAACAAUUACACACAAUAAGUAAUGUUACAAAUGAAAUUAUGCAUACCCACAUAAAUGUAUAUGCUAAGGCCUACAACCAUGGGUGGUAAAUGGUGUGGAUAACAUGGAGGGCUUAAAUUUUUUAUAAUUGGUGAAUAACUAUAUUUUCAAUAUGCGUACAUUUAAAUACCGAACACAUCAGAACAUCCCCAUUUCAAAUUAACCAUAUAUUAAUUAGAAUGCGUUUUAGUUUUAGUAAGUAUGAUUGAAUUCAAAUUAGACAUUUAAUAAUAAGAAUCCGUUGUAGUUUUAAUAAGCAUGAUAUUAUGCAAACCCAAGUGUUGUAAACGAUAAUUAAGCCUAUAUUCCCCACAUUUUAAUGAAAGAAUCUUACUAUAGUUCUGAUGGAAAUGUGUACGGCUUGUUCUGAUGCGUAAAUAAAAUAAUACAUUGCGUCAAAAUUAGUUCACGAGUUAAAAAUAAAAAACUCUCCACAUUGUCUUGCGAGAAAAAGUGGUCACAUGCAUGUGUAUUUGUUUUAUUAUUGUUUAACUUUUUUGUGCAAUGUGUAUUUGUAACAUGACCUACGCUCCAGAAGUGAAAUAACGUAAUGCUCAAUUGUGUUUAUUACACGGGUGUUAUUACUCUAGUUUUAUAACUGUGAAAUAACGUCAUUUGUAUUGACGAAAUGACGUCAUUAUCCCAGCGAAUUUUUUCAUUUAAACUCUUUUACAAUGUGAAUAAACGUUGAAAAGAGCAUAAAAUAAAAAUAAAAUGUGUUGGUCAUGUUAUAAAUAGAAUCUUAGAUUCGUGGUCAUUUUGUAUUGAAUUUAUUAAACUCGUCAUCUAAAUAAAGAUAAAAACUCGGCAAGCCUCGUUUUUAUCUUUAUUUAGAUGACUCGUUUAAUAAAUGCAAUACAAAACGACCACUCAUGCAAGAUCCUAUAUAUAUUAUAAUAGCUUAAUGAUAUGAAUGGUGAAUGUUAAAUAAACAGAACCCAUCCUUUUAAUCGCACUAGGUUUAUUUCAUUGUGUAAUUUAAUAGUUUUGACCAAAUUUAACAUCAGUUACAUAAAUAAACACCGGUUGCUGGGAUUUAAUUUUAUAUAAUUAUAGGCAUUAUGUCACUUUAUAUAUUUGAGGACUAUAUAAGCAAGCGCCUAAGGACUAUAAGGAAAAGCGUUUUGGAUAUUAGACGGUUAAGAUUUAAGUGGUGUGAUUGCAAUAUACACUGAGGCUGUUGGUGUUUUUAUCACAAGUUCUGGAAACAAACAAAUAUCGAAACAAGUUGGCGAAUAUUGUAGUUAGUGAAACUCAAACCGAAAAUGACAUCGCCAGCUGAUGAUUUUACUGGAGUUUGCUUCGAAUAUAUCCAUACUUGCCAAAAGGGACUCGAACAGUUUGUUCAAAUGCAUGGUCCACGCAUAUUAUCGGAGAUAUUUGACAGCGUGAAGACAAAACUUAAAAGACUGUCAUGCCAACAGAAUUGUUCGUUUGAAAAGUUUAUUAAAGGUUCAGCUUGCACAAAUUGCAUACGAGUUUUUUCAAACGAGUUCAACGCACAAUUACGAAAGAAAAAGAUAGCCAAAAAUGGCUCAAAAUUUCAUCCUUUUACGGUUACGGAAAUUCUCAAAUGGCAUUCCAAUCCAUCACAGUUUGGAAAAGAAACGAUGGCAAAUUUAGAGAUUAAACAUUGUGCUGCAAUCUUGAAGAAAAUUGGUGAAAACAGCUCACAAUUUCAACAAUUAAAUGCGACCAUACCAACGCUUAGAGUAAAAGUAAACAGAAUAGCUCAUGCUUCGAAUGUUGUAACACACGACGAGAUGAUUUUAAUUGCAACUGAUGUACAUGCUAUGUUGGAGAACAUCAUAACUUUAGUACCAAAUCAAUACGACAGUUCUGAAAUAAAUGAUCUUAUUCGGCAGCUCAAACAGAUCAACAGACGUGAAAGAUACGACAACCUACCCUUUGGUAUGAGUCCUGCUCAAAUUAUCAUUCCGCCUGGGUUUGGAAUUGGGUAUGUUUUUUUGGAGAAGACAAAUGCAUUUGUUGGCCAGAGGACAAAAGAGAGCGUCGAAAUCAGAUCAAGUGAAAGGUCCCGUUCUCAAAGCAUGGUGCCUGGCUUAUCUAAUGAAACGGUUAAUAUCGAGCCGUGUUGCAAAACGUUUGAGGUGUAUACUUAUGCACAUAAUGGUACGGUGACGGUGACAAUAAUAACAAGAUACAAUGCAGACGUGACGCGUGUGAUGUCAACAACAAUUCCCAACGCAGAACAGUUCUUCUUCGUGGCUGACUGUAGACUACCCGUACGGAAAGGUGUGUUUCAAACUAUUUUGGAUGAUCAACGAAAGCCGGAAAAAACUUCGGACCAUUCGUUACUCAAAAUCAUUGCUUCGUCUUCGAAGAACACUACAGCUAAAGAGCUCGGCAUGAAUGAGUUUGAUGUUUUUACAAAGGCGAACAUGACAGAGCCAAUUGUAUCAUACAACACAGAACCACGAGUACUGUUAUAUGACGUCGUUCAAAGAGAGACGUAUGAACGCAAACUACACUCCGGUUCUCAACAACCCACUUGCAGUAACGACAAUUCGUCACUCAAAAUCAUUGCUUCGUCUUCGAAGAACACUACAGCUGAAGAGCUUGGCAUGAAUAAGUAUGAUGUGUCUACAAAGGAGAACAUUACCGAGCCAAAUGUAUCAUACAACAAAGAACCACGAUCAGAGUAUUCGAAUAUGAAUAGUGAAUAUGUAUAUGGAAUAAGUACGGGAAGAAUGCAUAACUGCAAUCCGGUUGUCAAAUCACCCACUUGGAGUAAUACAUCGACGAAUCCUUUUACCUCCACUUAUCAAUCGAACGGAAGUUUGUUUAUAAACACAACAUCGACGAAUCCUUUUACCUCCACUUAUCAAUCGAACGGAAGUUUGUUUAUAAACACAUGUAACACAACAAGCCUGUUUCCUUCUUGCUCAUUUGGGACCACAAGUUAUCGGCCGUUAUGGUGGGAUCUUCCUUCACCAAUACAUCUAAUACAGCUGUUUGAAAUACCCGGAGUUUUUCGUUGGUUUUGCAUUAUCGCUCUGGUUAUUGGGAUUGUUUUUAUGUUACGAUUCGUACAAAAGAAACGGGCGCGGCCUCCCGAAAGAAGAUUGCUCUUUAAAUCUCCAAAGUAGGAGUACAACAUCUGAAAAGGAUUUGAUGAUCCAUCACUGUGGUUCGUGUCGAAAAUAUUAAGAGUUUGAUAUCUUAACUUGUUACAUUAAUGUUGAGGAAAGAAACUUUUUACCAUAUUUAACUUAAAAGUCAUAACAUUUGUAUCGAUAAACAACUUUUUUAACAGUAUCCUUUAACAUUAUCACAUAUAAUCAAAGUAUAUAUAAUGUGUACAUAUACGAAUUUAUUUUGUUAUCGAUGUCAUUGAGAAUAAUAAAUGAUGUUGUAUUUUAUUCUACAGACAUUUAAAUUGUUCUAGUACUAGCAUCUCAUAAAUAGUUAUAUCAUGUUUUGUCAACACAAUAGACAUAUUAACAUGGUUGAACACUCAUAAUUAUAAUCAUAUUAACCCUUUUAUAAACCUAACUUUCUGCUGUUUACACGGAUCAUAAGGAUCAGGCUUAAAGGUUUCUAAAAAUCUCAUUUGCAAUUAUCUUUGAAAAUGGCGCCCUCAGAUGUAUUCACUUAAGUUAAAAUAUAUGUGCCCGUAUGAUGUGUAACACUCUUAGGCAAUGGAUUUACUAAAAAAACAUAUCUUUUUUAAGAACCAUGUGCCAUGUUAUGAUUUAUUUUAUUCAGAUCUCAGCUGAGAUUUUACUGUUGUAUAUUUUUUAUUGUUUCAUGGCGGUUGUAUUUUGUAUUUAUUGAAUACGUUUACUGGAAGUUAUGUCGAUUCAUCGUAGAGUUUGAAUCGAUGAAUUGUAUUCACAUCCUUUUCAGUAUGCACGAUUUUUAUAUGCGUUAAGUUGUAAUAUAUUUAUAAAAAUAUGUUACAAUAACACAAAAUAGGCAAGAACAAUUAUACAUUGAAGACGCAUUUCAUAAAAUGCAGCAAUUAGAAAGACAAAUUAGCGCCCCGAGCCGAUUGUGACUAAGAUAGUUCCUACAUAUUUACCUACAAUAACCGAAGCUUUCUUUUUAUUAUGAGGAUCGGAGGUAGUGUUCGUGUGUCGUACGAAUAGAUAUCGUUGCACGAAAUCAAAAUGAUCCGUCAAACUAAAUUAAGAUUCACAUCGUACAUGCAUGAUAAACAUGCUGGCGAAUUCGACUGUACAGACAUUUUCGAUUUCAGAAUAAAUUAUCCGGCUUAUUUCGCAUUUUUCGACACAUGUUCUUCUUACUUUUUAUUUUAAUUUAUAUUGAAAAAUAUGAAUUAUAAGUUGUGUACACAUGUUAUAUAAAUUCAUAAAGAUUUGAAAAAAUCGAGCAUACUCUCUUAAAGGUAACUUAAUAUUAGAUCUAUCUUGCAAUUGCAUAUCGGGCUAAGUAGGGAAAGGUCCAUGACACUGUUUCUUAAAAUAGUAACUUUACUUCCAAUUAAUUAAGUGACGAUUAAGUUAUUGCUAUGACCAUAUUUGUGUCAGUUGAUGACAUGUAUAUAAGCUUAGAAUUGAUUGCAUAAAAAUCAGUUUGUGCUCAAUAAUAGAUAUGAUGUUGAGAUCGUGUUUGCAGGUUACGUUAAGGCAUAAACAGUUUUGGGUUCCGUUUGGAAGAAUUUUGGUCAAGGUCACAGUUACAUAAUAUAACAACAUUUAGUUGUCUCAUCGGCUUAAUAUUAUUGGGCGGGUAUUGCUUAAAUAAAUUAACUUGGUCACGCACAUGCUUAAAUUGAAGUUUAGGAUUGUAGUUGUGGGUUAGUGGGAUCAAUAGUCAAUUAAAAAAAAAAGAAAAUCAAGAGUUUCUGCAAAAAAAACUUGAGUUUGAAUUUGCGCUGCGUUACUAUUUUGUUUUGGUAGCUUACCUGCAAACCUAAUUUCAGAUUGCAUAAUUAUUUAAACGAAAUGAAAUAAUAUAUAAAACGUUGAAGAACUGGUUUCAAAGCAUGGUAAUGUUUCUCUAGUAUCUAUUUUUCCUGUACCAUUACUCGUCAAUCAAAUUUAUAAGUCCUUCACAUGUUAAU